Messenger RNA from Gossypium raimondii (Peruvian cotton), 3755 nucleotides. Its product is annotated as disease resistance protein RPP8-like. Gene Ontology annotation, molecular function: ADP binding. The coding region runs from base 1 to 2757 and encodes 918 amino acids. The transcript is spliced from 2 exons. Gene Ontology annotation, biological process: defense response to other organism. The record is from RefSeq and is a predicted model, not a curated record. NCBI's taxonomy places the organism in Eukaryota, Viridiplantae, Streptophyta, Magnoliopsida, Malvales, Malvaceae.
AUGGAAGAGGCUAUUGUGUCCUUAGCUGUUGAAAGAAUUUCAGAUUUACUCAUCCAUGAAGCUGUUUUCCUCAAAGAUGUGAAAGAUCAAGUUGAGAGCCUAAACGCUGAACUGAAGCGAAUGCAGUGUUUCUUGAAGGACGCGGAUCGCAAUCUUGAACAAGAUGCGCGUUUCCAGAAUCGGGUGUCGGAAAUCAGAAAUCUUGCUUAUGAUGCUGAAGAUGUCAUCGACUCUUUUAUUCUUAAAGCAGCAUAUCAACGAGGUUUUCAUGGGAUUGUCAAGAGAUUCACCUCCAUUUUCACCAAACCUUAUCAUCUGCACAAAAUCGGGGUGCAGGUCAAAGCAAUCAAGACCAAGCUCCAAAACAUUUCCGAGAAUCUUCCAGCUUUUGAAAUACCCGAUGAUGGAGAAGGCUCUAGCUCAAUUUUCAAGGUGCAGCAACAGUUUAGAAGGACAUACUCACAUGUCGAGGAAGAGGACGUUGUUAGCUUGGAAGUUAGCACGAAGGAUGUCAUGACCAUGUUGAUGUUUGAAGAAGAUAGACCCCACGCCGUGGUUUCCAUAGUCGGCAUGGGGGGCCUCGGUAAGACUACUCUUGCCAGAAAAGUAUAUAAUCAUGUUGAUGUGAGACGCCAUUUUGAUUUCUUGGCUUGGUUUUCUAUCUCUCAACAAUGUAAGCCGAGAGAAGUUUUGCUUAGUGUCUUGAUGAAAGUUCUCUCUCCUUCUAACGAUGAAAGAGAGAAAAUUGAGAAAAUGGACGAGAUUGAGCUGAGGAGAACGCUUUUUGAUGCUUUGAAAGAAAAGCGGUAUUUGGUGGUCCUCGAUGAUAUUUGGAGAAGCGAGGACUGGGAUAUUCUUAAACCUGCUUUUCCACGAGGAAGAAAGGGAAGCAAAAUAUUGUUCACAACACGAAUAAAAAAUGUGGCUUCACGUGCCGAUCCAUGGAGCACUCCCGUGGAGCUCUCACUUCUUACAGAUGAUGAAAGUUGGAAUCUUUUGUGUAGAAAAGCAUUCCCACGGAGCAAAAUGGGUUCUCAAUGCUGCUCAGAAGAAUUUGUGAAGCUUGGAAAAGAGAUGGUGAAAAAAUGUGGAGGCUUGCCUUUAGCAAUUGUUGUGUUGGGUUGCUUGCUGGCAACAAAACAGUCAGUGGCUCAAUGGGAGAUGGUUCAUAAAAACAUCCAUGGACACUUAAAUGAGCUCCCACACCAAGAUCGCCAAUAUGGUGCAGUGAACAGAAUUUUGGUUUUAAGCUACAAUGACUUGCCUUAUCCUUUAAAACCAUGCUUUUUGUAUCUUAGUCAUUAUCCAGAAGAUUGGGAGAUACCGAAAAAAGAACUCAUUCGUUUAUGGAUCGCUGAAGGUUUCAUUCCGGAAAACGAAGAAUUCUUGAUGGAGGAUUUAGGCCAAAAAUUCCUAGAAGAGCUUAUAGAUAGGAGCUUGGUUCAAGUUAGCAGGCAAGACUCUACAGGAACAAAUGUGGAGACAUGUCGAGUGCAUGAUCUCUUGAGGGACUUGUGCACGAAGAAAGCAAGAGAGGAGAAGUUCUUGGAAAUUAUUCAACAACCACUGCAUGAACUUGAAGUGACAUUGGCAGAAUCUAUGCUACGAAGAAUUUCUAUUCAUCCUAGUAAAUCGAAAGUUUAUUUGAAGGGAGAGCAUCCAAAAUUACGCUCUUUGUUGUUUUCUCAGAAUGAGGAAUUCGUAGAAUUAUGCAUUUCAAAAUACAAAAGCUUCAAAUUUUUAAGGGUGUUGACUCUUGCAAAAAGGGGCAACUACAAUAAGUGGUGGCAUGUGUCGACUGAAAUUGGUAAUCUCCAACAUUUGAGAUACUUGAAGUUACACUGCAAAAGCAAAAUUAUUUUGCCGCGGUCUAUUGGCAGGUUGAAGAAUCUGUACAGUUUAUACAUCAAGUGUUUUUGUGACAUUGUAAUUCCUGAUGGUGUGUUUAAGUUAGAACGUUUAAGGCAUAUUGUAAUAAAAUUGGGUGUACAUGGAUUUCGUUGGCGGCAAGGGUUCACUUCAAAAAAUAUUGAAACUUUGAAGUUCAUAGUGGUGGAUAAGAAGGCGGCUGAAAAUAAUGCGGUGCUUAGGUGGACUAAUAUUCAGAGUUUAGGAAUAGCAUUUACCAGAGCAGAAUAUGUGAAGCCUACCCUAAUCUUGCUAGCCAAAUUGCAACGCCUUAGGUCAGUGUCCUUAAGUUUUUUUGAUGGCUCACACCUAGACUUGGAACCCCUUUCUCAAUAUGAUCACCUCUCCAAACUGAAAUUACUGGGUCGGAUAGAAGAUGAGCCACAUCCGAACGGUCAGGUUUUGAAAUUUCUUCCAGCAAAUAUUGUCAAAUUAACUUUGGUUGACUGUGAGCUGAGCCAAGAUCCAAUGGCGGUAUUAGAAAAGCUAUGCCAUUUGAGGAUUCUCUAUUUGCAGGAAGCAUAUAUUGGGAGUGAAAUGGUGUGCUCUGCAAAUGGAUUUCCUAAACUUGAUUAUCUUCAAAUGUCUUGCUUACAUGAGUUGGAGGAAUGGGAAAUAGAAGAAGGUGCAAUGCCAUGCCUUCGAGAAUUGAAGUUGGUAUAUGUUGAGAGUUUAAGGAUGCUUCCAGAAGGCUUGAGGUACAUUACUACUCUCCAAGAAUUGAAUUUAAGAGGACUGCCUUCGUCAUUGGAAGAAAGGAUUGAAGUGAUAGAUGGAAGAGAAGGAGAGGAAUUCUAUAAAGUGCGCCACAUUCCCUCCAUCCACAUUAUUAAUUCGAUCCCAAAAUAAUAGGAGCCAACAUCACGUGAGCAUGUUCUUCAGAUAUUUCAUGUGCAAAAGAUGAUAGUUUAUCAGAGAGAGAUGUCAACUGCUGCUCCAAGAGAGUUACUGUUACAGGCCCAUUUUAACCCUUAGCCCAUUUAAAUUUUAAACCAAAACAAAAAAGGCCGGCCCAAUCUUCCAGCCCAAUCAGACUAGGGUUUCAGAAACUGAAACCCUAGUGCCCCACCCACUUGCGCCGUUGCCCCACUAGCACCAUCGCCGCAGCCUUUUGUCGCCCACAUGCAUGCUGCCACCGCCCUUUACAGCUCGCCUCUGCCAGCCACCGCAUCUCCACUUGCACCAAUGAGUACCUGCAAGCAAAAAGAAAAGGGAAAAGGAUAGCACAAGUGGUGUAUAAAAGCCGAACUCGGCUAUCAUUUUCGAGGGGGUUUUUUUUUACUGUAAUCGGAGGGGAAGGCUUUUUUUUUCUUUCUAACAUUUUCAUAGAUAAAGCAAAAAAAAAAAAAAAGAUUCAAGAAAGAAAAAAAUAAAGAAACAGAUCUAAAAAAAAAUCAAACACUCAAGGUGACUUUUUUUUUACGCAUUAGCCUUUUUAUUUCUUUCUUUAUCUGUGCAAAAGCAUAAAAAAUACAAAAAAAUUAAAUUUUUUACCGUUUUGAAUACACGGUGGCCGGAGCGACGCCGGUUUUGCCUUAAGGACUCCUACCCGCGCGUCGACCCGACCCGCAACCCAGGGUCCGCGUGUUUUUGUACGGGUGGGUUAUUUACAAUCGUGGCCCUUCCACAUUUAUGCUCUUUUUAAUUUGCUCCCUUUUCUCUUAUUUUCAUUUUCUUUUAAUUCUGCCCUGUAAUUUUGUUUGGAUUCCAAUCGGGUCCCUAACCCACUAACGCACUGAAAGGGACACAUGUCCCAAUAAUUGGAAUAUUUUCCAUUUUAGCCCUUUUCCUUUCAGCGCGCGUCGCGUUUUGGUCCUUUUUUAUUUUCAAAUUCGUCCAGUAUUUUU